UCCUCAGGAACCAGCAUAUCAGAUGAUCUGAGCAGCAUCAUUGUAGGCCUUGUGCAGGUUAUCGCGACAUCUGUGGGUUCUCUCCUGAUCGACCGAGCCGGCAGGAAAUUCUUGCUGAGUUUUUCUGCUUUUACCAUGUCACUUUCCAUUGUCAGUCUCGGCAUCUUCUUUUACAUCAAGUCAACGAACGAAUCCUAUGCCCAAGAAUAUCUAGGUUGGCUUCCCCUGACUUCACUCAUGGUCUUCAUCUCUGCCUUUUCCAUUGGUUAUGGCCCUAUUCCGUGGGUCAUGAUGGGCGAGUUGUUUUACCCAAACGUGAAAGAGGCAGCGGGAAGUAUGGCGACGACUCUCAACUGGACCUUCGUGUUUAUUGUGACCUUCGUCUUCAGUCCUCUCCAGGACGCCAUCCACGACUACGGCGUGUACUGGCUGUUCGGCGGACUGUGCGCCGUCAACUUCCUCUUCUGCGUCCUUUUCGUCCCCGAGACCAAGGGCAGGACGCUGCAGGAGACCAUGGCGCACUUUGGAGGCCCAGCGGCGUGAAUGUGGCCAAGGAUAUAUAUAUAUAUAUUUUUUUUUUUUUUUCGAUCUUUCAAUCUUUCGAAUUCUCUAUCUCUAUAUCUUUCUCUCUCUCUCUCUCUCUCU
This is a messenger RNA of Penaeus chinensis, 645 nucleotides long. RefSeq names its product facilitated trehalose transporter Tret1-like. Lineage: Eukaryota; Metazoa; Arthropoda; Malacostraca; Decapoda; Penaeidae. Gene Ontology annotation, biological process: transmembrane transport. Gene Ontology annotation, molecular function: transmembrane transporter activity. Gene Ontology annotation, cellular component: membrane. The record is from RefSeq and is a predicted model, not a curated record.